GCUGGCCGCCCGUGGAGGGGAGGCUGCAGAGCGAGGGCAGGAGGACUACUUUCCAGCACCCUAGCCUCCUGCCAUGUCAGACCCCAUCACACUGAACGUCGGGGGGAAGCUCUACACGACCUCACUGGCAACCUUGACCAGCUUCCCUGACUCCAUGCUGGGCGCCAUGUUCAGUGGGAAGAUGCCCACCAAGAAGGACAGCCAGGGUAACUGCUUCAUCGACCGUGAUGGUAAAGUGUUCCGCUACAUCCUCAACUUCCUGCGGACCUCCCACUUGGACUUGCCGGAGGACUUCCAGGAGAUGGGCCUGCUCCGAAGGGAGGCUGACUUCUACCAGGUGCAGCCCCUGAUUGAGGCACUGCAGGAGAAGGAGGUGGAGCUCUCCAAGGCCGAGAAGAAUGCCAUGCUCAACAUUACGCUGAACCAGCGUGUGCAGACAGUCCACUUCACCGUGCGGGAGGCACCUCAGAUCUACAGCCUCUCCUCCUCCAGCAUGGAGGUCUUCAACGCCAACAUCUUCAGUACCUCUUGCCUCUUCCUCAAGCUCCUGGGCUCCAAGCUCUUCUACUGCUCCAAUGGCAAUCUCUCCUCCAUCACCAGCCACCUGCAGGACCCCAACCACCUGACUCUGGACUGGGUGGCCAAUGUGGAGGGCCUGCCAGAGGAGGAGUACACCAAGCAGAACCUCAAGAGGCUCUGGGUGGUGCCAGCCAACAAGCAGAUCAACAGCUUCCAGGUCUUUGUGGAAGAGGUGCUGAAAAUUGCUCUGAGUGACGGCUUCUGCAUUGAUUCUUCUCACCCACAUGCUGUGGAUUUUAUGAACAAUAAGAUUAUUCGAUUAAUACGGUACAGGUAAAAGGACCCCAGCAGCACUGGAGGGGGGUGCUCCCAAGAAGCUCCACGUCAGCCAAGAUCUUGGAGAGUGCCUCACCAGUGGUGGGAGGCAGGGCGCUACACUAAUCUGUAUUAAUCGGGUAGCAGGACUUGAUUCCCCCCACAAUGCAGUCUCCCAAUAGGAAUCCAUGUGUCCUCUCAGCGGAGCCACCUUUUUCCUUGCCACUUUGAGCUAGAGAUGGGCUGUUUGU
Messenger RNA from Odobenus rosmarus divergens (Pacific walrus), 1085 nucleotides. It is a transcript of the gene KCTD21, whose product is annotated as potassium channel tetramerisation domain containing 21. The transcript has 2 exons. NCBI's taxonomy places the organism in Eukaryota, Metazoa, Chordata, Mammalia, Carnivora, Odobenidae. Gene Ontology annotation, biological process: protein homooligomerization; ubiquitin-dependent protein catabolic process. Gene Ontology annotation, molecular function: cullin family protein binding; histone deacetylase binding. The record is from RefSeq and is a predicted model, not a curated record. Bases 74 to 856 code for a protein of 260 amino acids.